Epinephelus lanceolatus (giant grouper) is the source of this 1799-nucleotide messenger RNA. Lineage: Eukaryota; Metazoa; Chordata; Actinopteri; Perciformes; Serranidae. The record is from RefSeq and is a predicted model, not a curated record.
AUGAACUACAUGCACUCUAGGAAGUGAAGAGCACAUGACAUGGUGACUUGUCAAACAUGUCAUACAACCUCUCACAUCACCGGCACGUAGCAUUUUGUUAGCUUGCAAGCUUCUUUUAUCAUUUGGGUGGAUUUCGCGCGCAUGUUUCAUUGAUAUAAUUUGUGUUUGAAGUAACGGUAGAGAUGGACUCUUCAUUCCCGAGUGUUUCCGAGCUGGUGGCGGCUGCUCGGCGUUUGUACGGGCAGGUGUUCGGUGAAGAGGCUCCUCAGACGGCGGUGUGUGCUCCUGGAAGAGUCAACCUGAUAGGGGAGCACACUGACUACAACCAGGGAUUUGUACUUCCAAUGGCGCUGCCCCUGGUGACUGUAGUGGUAGGUCGUCAAACCUCAGGCCUGGAUGUUACCAUAGUAACAGCAACAGAGGAUGCUGAUGAGCCUCGGAGGGUGGACUUCAGCCUGCCCAGUGAUGGAUCGCCACUGUCUCCAGGGUUACCCACCUGGGCAAACUAUGUGAAGGGUGUUAUACAGCAUUACAGAGCUCCUCCUGUCCCAGGGUUCAGGGCGGUGAUUGCCAGCAGUGUCCCCCUGGGUGGAGGUCUGUCCAGCUCUGCCUCUCUGGAGGUGGCUUUCUACACAUUCCUGCAGCAACUGAAGCCAGAUGACGGAGACAAGGUAUCCAAAGCAGUGGCCUGUCAGAAGGCAGAACACACUCAUGCUGGUGUACCCUGUGGCAUUAUGGAUCAGUUUGUGUCUGUCCUCGGCAGAGAGGGCCAUGCUUUGCUCAUUGACUGCAGGUCCCUGGAGGCCACCCCUGUCCCUCUUUCAGAUCCAGGCCUGGUCAUUCUCAUCACCAACUCCAAUGUGAAGCACUCUCUGACCGGCAGUGAGUACCCCACGAGACGCAGACAGUGUGAGGAGGCUGCCUCCAUCCUGGGAAAGGACAGUCUUAGAGAUGCAACGAUGAAGGACCUGGAGGAGGCAAAGGACAAACUGGAUGAUGUAACCUAUCGAAGAGCUCGUCACGUGAUCGAGGAGAUAGAAAGAACUGCACAAGCUGCUGAAGCCUUGAAGAGAGGAGCCUACAAAGAGUUUGGCAAGCUGAUGGUGGAGAGCCACAACUCCCUCAGGGACCUGUAUGAGGUGAGCUGCAGGGAGCUGGAUGAGCUGGUGUCUGCAGCCAUGGAGGUGGAGGGGGUGUUUGGCAGUCGGAUGACCGGUGGAGGAUUCGGUGGAUGCACCGUCACUAUGCUGCAGGCCCACGCUAUUGACAGGACUAUACUCCACAUACAGAGCACAAGGAUCCUUAUCCUCCCAAUAACAACAUCAGAGAAUUUACAGGAUCACAGAAACCGCAGCUUUGCCUCCAAGAUGCUGAACCUCAACUCACCGGACGACAACAGCAACAGGAACUCCCUCCAGGACCCAGUGUCAUUGAACGUCGGUGGAGAAAUUUACACAACAACCCUGGACACUCUGACACGCUGUCGGGACUCGAUGCUGGGCGCUAUGUUCACCGGACAAAUCCCCCUGCUCAGAGAUAACAGAGGGAAUGUUUUCAUAGACCGUGACGGGAAAGUGUUCAGGUACAUUCUGAAUUACCUGCGCUCCAGCUCCCUGGACCUGCCGGAUGGCUUCUCGGAGCUGGCGCUGCUGCGGAGAGAGGUGGAUUUCUUCCAGAUACGCCCCCUGCUGGACGAGAUUUGUCGGUAUGAGGCAUCGGUGCCUCUCAGCUUGAGAGGAGGGCCGCUCGGAGCCAUGAUUAUGGUGAAUGUUCAUUCUAAGAACAUUUUUGUGAAUUAA